Archocentrus centrarchus (flier cichlid) is the source of this 1948-nucleotide messenger RNA. RefSeq names its product vasoactive intestinal peptide receptor 2 (gene vipr2). The record is from RefSeq and is a predicted model, not a curated record. Gene Ontology annotation, biological process: adenylate cyclase-modulating G protein-coupled receptor signaling pathway; cell surface receptor signaling pathway. Gene Ontology annotation, cellular component: plasma membrane. Bases 81 to 1394 code for a protein of 437 amino acids. Gene Ontology annotation, molecular function: peptide hormone binding; vasoactive intestinal polypeptide receptor activity; G protein-coupled peptide receptor activity. The transcript is spliced from 13 exons. NCBI's taxonomy places the organism in Eukaryota, Metazoa, Chordata, Actinopteri, Cichliformes, Cichlidae.
GAAGUGGAGUUUAAAUGAAGAGCUUUAACCUGAGUUUCUCCAGUUAGGACGGCUCACUGGCUUCCAGCUGAGGAAUAAAGAUGAAAAGUUUGCUCUUUGUCACCUUGUUGCUCUCGACCUGUCUGCUCACGGUUGACGGCCGACAUCCAACCUGUAACUUCCUGCUGGAGGUGGAGAGAGACCAGGCUGAGUGUGUGAAGAGGCUGAGGGAGGAGGAGGCCGUCAGAAGCCAUAAAGAGCCGGGAUGCAAAGGGAUGUGGGACAACAUAGCAUGCUGGGAGCGAGCUGGGUUAGGGGAGACCAUGACCAUCCCCUGUCCUCGAUUCCUCAGGACUGUAUUCGGCAGAAAUGGUAACAUUAGCAGAAACUGCACGUCAGCAGGAUGGUCUGAUGUUUUCCCAAACAUAACCAGCGUGUGCGGGGCAGACGCGAGCCAGGAUAAGCUGGUCUUCUACUUGGUCGUGCAGACGUUGUACACUCUGGGUCACAGUCUGUCUUUAAUUGCCCUCACUACAGGGAGCGCUAUCCUCUGCCUGUGCCGGAAGCUCCACUGCACCAGAAACUACAUCCACCUCAACCUCUUCUUCUCCUUCAUUCUGAGAGCCGUGGCUGUGCUGGUGAAAGACGACAUCAUCUUUAACCGAAACUCGCACUGCUCCAACCAGCCGUCGCUGGUGGGAUGUAAAGCCAGCCUGGUGUUUUUCCAGUAUUUCAUUAUGGCCAACUUCUUCUGGCUGCUGGUGGAGGGUUUGUACCUCCACACCCUGCUGGUUGUCAUUUUCUCAGAAAACCGACACUUUAUUGUCUACAUGUUUAUCGGCUGGGGAUUCCCCACUGUGUUCGUGUCUGCGUGGGUGAUAGCCAGGAUUUAUCUGGAAGACACGGGGUGCUGGGAAAGAAAUGACAACCCCAUAGCCAACUGGGUGAUCAAUGGACCAAUUGGAUUCUCCAUCAUGGUAAACUUCAUUCAGUUCAUCUGCAUCAUUCGCAUCUUAGUUCAGAAGCUGAGGUGUCCUGACGUGGGCGGCAAUGACCAAUCGCAGUACAGGAGGCUCGCCAAAUCCACACUCCUGCUGAUCCCUCUGUUCGGCAUCCACUAUGUGGUCUUCGCGACUCUCAGCGAAUCCACCGCAGAAGAUUAUAGAAUAUUUUUUGACCUGGCCCUUGGAUCCUUUCAGGGUCUGGUGGUGGCCAUUCUCUACUGUUUCCUGAACAGUGAGGUUCAAGGCGAGCUGAAAAGAAAGUGGCGGAGCAUGUGUCUGAACUGUCGUCUGAGCAGAAAUCGCCACAUCAACAACACGUUUGUCUCCAGAAACGGUUCGCAGCACAUGGUGCAGUUUCACCGCAACUCCCGAACCCAGUCCAUCCUGCAGUCAGAGACCACAGUGCUGUGAGAACACGAGGGUCUUUGGCACGCGCACACAAAAAAAACACAAAAACGCAAAACAAAUGUAGUCUCCAGGCUGACCUGGGUCGAAUAGUUUUACAAAAUUAUUUAAAACACAAAAAUGAAAGUUGAAGUACCACAUGGGUGGGACGUGCACAUUACUGCAGUGCAGAUUUUGGUUUUAGCUUUACAAAUUUCUGCAAGCCUUCAAAUGUCCCAUCAGUGGAUCGAUCCUGUGAGGUUUACUGUGUCUGCUGCUAAGAGACAUUUUUUGUUGCAGUUUUUAUAUUACAAUGUCACCUGCGUCAGCCGAGAAAAAUAUGCGCAACUUCCUCUUUAUGCUGUUGUACCUGGAGUUUUGUGCAUGAAUAUAUGAGGUAUAAUAUGUACAUACAUGAAUGUUGCAUGCAUUAAAUUCGAUAUUUUAGAACAGAUAGACUUGUGUAAUAGACAUCUUUAGAUUGGCACUUGCAACACAAUCAAAAACACUUAUAAUCUAUCAUAAUGCCAUCUUUAAUAAUAAAGGAUACCAAGUAUCAGUAUGCAGAUGUUUGUAUAAUU